AACUCAGAGCUUUCUCUCCCACUGCAGGGCAGGAAAUACCACUUGGUCCCUUUGCCGGUUGCCAAUGCUCCAGCUGACAGCCACCCCGGCAAGUGCCCUCGCGGAUGAGCCCGUGCACAUCCGAGUGACAGGCCUGCCCCCACUGCAGACGGUAACCCUCAUGGCAUCUAUGAAGGAUGAGAAGGGGAAUCUGUACCAGUCCAGAGCCUUCUACAGGGCCAGCAAGGCUGGUGAGCUGGACCUGAAGCAGGCUCCUGCCUUGGGAGGCCACUACGUGGGGGUCCACCCGAUGGGCCUCUUCUGGUCUCUGAAGCCUGAGAAGGCUUUUGAGAGGCUGAUUAAGAAAGAUGUGAUGAACAGCCCCUUUUGGAUCACUCUGGAUCUGUAUGACUCCGUUUAUUUACAAAAGUCAGGGGAGGUUCAGCCCAGGGCCAGCCAGGUGGUGCAGCGUUGGUUCUCCAGCCCUGAGGUGCAACGGGUGCAGAUCCGAGAAGGUCGUGUGCGAGGAGCCCUUUUCCUCCCUCCAGGGGAAGGCCCUUUCCCAGGACUCAUUGAUUUGUUUGGGGGCAUCGGGGGUCUAGUUGAAUAUCGGGCCAGUCUUCUGGCUGCCCAUGGCUUUGCAGUGCUGGCUUUAGCAUAUUUUGCCUACGCGGACCUGCCCAAGCAGUUGCAGGAGGUGGACCUGGAAUAUUUUGAGGAAGCUGCCAACUUGCUACUAGCUCAUCCCAAGGUCCAAAAGCCAGGAAUUGGAGUGAUCUCUGUGAGCAAAGGUGCAGAGAUCGGGCUGGCCAUGGCCUGCUACCUGAAGGAGGUGGCAGCCACCGUCUGCAUCAAUGGGUGCAAUGCUAUCUUUGAAUUUCCGCUCCGGUACCGGGAUCUGCUUAUAACACCCAUCCCCUCGCUUCCGGAGCGCAUGGAGUUCAACAUCAUGGGCGCGUUGUGCCUCCGUCACUACAAGGGGAACCCCCGAGAUGAACUCAAUCAACACAGUGUGCUUCCUAUUGAAAAGGCCCAGGGUCCGAUCCUCUUCAUUAUAGGGGAGGAUGACGAAUGCUUCAAUAGCAGAGAGUACGCUGAGCAAGCCCUGGACCAGCUGCGGAGGCACGGCCGAAGCAGCGGAAGGCUGCUGCUCUACCCCGGGGCGGGCCAUCUCAUAGAGCCGCCCUAUUCGCCCCUGUGCUAUGCGUCCUGGAGCCGCGGCCUCUUCUGCCCCCUGCUCUGGGGCGGGGACCCUGCUGGCCACGCGGCAGCCCAGGAGCACGCCUGGGGAGAGAUCCAGAAAUUCUUCAGGCAACACCUUGUUCAGAGCAGAAGCACACUCUAAGGGUGAUGAUAGGGGAGGGGAGACAAAAAAAUUGGAUAAGGCAGGGAUGUGGGUGGGGGAGGGGACUCCUGAUUUCUCUAGAUUCAUAGUCAUCUUGAACCAACUGGAAGGAAAUUGGACAAAGUCAAAGAAUCAGGUGCAUCUGAAAUAUUUCUAACAAAAUUGUAUGUGCUUUGAAUUUUUGUAAAUUGAAUCUUGGUUUAUAUGCACCAGGGUACGUUGCUAUUUCAAAAUUGUGAUACCCUUGCAAACUGAAUAACCUUUUGUACCCCAGUAAGGGAAACCUUGGAUCCAGGUAUUGCCAAUCUAGAUGAACGUCCUGGAACUUUGAAGUCACUUGUGAAAUCAUUUUCUGUUUAAACCACUGUGAGUUGAAUUUGACAUUUGAUAUGAAAAGUUCUGAUGCCACCAUCAAGGGUAAUUCUUGCUAGAGAUUUCCAGUAGAUAUGUUAAUUCUUUUUUAGAAUAGUGACGCUUCUUUUUAUUCCUAAAAUAUAUUUCUUUUUUAUAAUUUUAAUCAGGAGUGGGGCUAAAUGCUCAAGUGCCUUUGGAGCGCUUAGUGAAAUUAAAUGAGCUAUAUUUAAAUUGAUUAGAAGAGAGCCGGGCACAUAGCAAUUUCUAUAUCACAGUUAGCUAUUAUCAUUUUCAUGAUGCUUUUCUCCUUUAAUCUGUUAAUGUGGUGAAUUGCAUUCAUUAAUGGACUAAUUUUGCUUAUUCAUCUAAUUCUACUAGAUCAGUUUCUCAUAUUGACUAUUUUGGGCUUUAAAAUUUCUUUUGAAGCCAACCUAGUCAUUUAUAUUUUCUCAGAAUUUCACCCCUAUUUUCUGGAACACAUUUUUCUCUUAUAAUGUUUUACAUAUCCCCUGUUGUUUAUUUGCAUGCUUUCUCCUUUUCCUUUCAGUCUGACUUGCUAAAUAUUUGUCUAUUUUAUUAAUCUUUUCUUAGAAUAGCUUUUGGGUUGUUUAUUGGUCAAAUCUAAUUUUUCCUGAUUCAUCAGUGUAUGCUUCUUUGAAAUAAGUUCAUUCCUUCUGCCAUAUUUGUGUUUUCCUGGCUUUUUGAUAUGCAGUGUUCUCAUUUUGUUAAUGUCUAAAUAGUUUCUGAUUUACUUCCUCCCUCCCCCACCCUUAAACCCAAGAGUAAUUUUACCAAAGUACAAAGUAUCAUCCUGUAGAUACCUUGCUGGUUAUAAGGAACCUCACUUUGCAAUGGAGGGGUCAGAUUGUCUCCACCUGAACCCACUGAUCAAACUUAGCAUCUCUAAAAAAUGGUCUAUUUGACAUGUUGUGUUUCAUGACAAGAUGUAAUGUCGAGUGCCCAGCACUACUUAGAACUAUUUCUAACAACACUGUUCAACUUGAAGCUAAUCAAGCCCUUAGAUCAAACUUCUUACUAAUGUGGUAGUUAGUGAGCAAGUUAAAUGGUACUACAAGGAGACAAACAUAGAUUGUCCAUCAUUCUAUAACCUGGUCUCUUCACAAGUUAAUUACCAACUGACCUUGUCUCUUUUCACAAGUUAAUUGCAUGAAAAAAUUUGGAAUUUUUCACUUUGUGGGAUUUUGCUUUCCUUUUUGCAUUGGAGUGAGCUGGGGGAUUGUUCAAAAUUAAAAGGGACUUAAGAGGCAUAUCAACCAAAUGCUAUGUGUGGGCCUGGUUUGAACAAAGUAACUGUAAAAAGACAUUUGGGGGAUAAUCUGAAUAUGACUGGAUAAAUCUGGAUAUGAGUGGAAUAUGACUGGAUAUGAAAUUGUUAUCUUGUUAGGGGUCAAAAUGGUAUUGGGGUUAUGUAAAAAAGUAACUUUUUAGAGAUGCAUACUGACAUAUUUAGAGGUGAAGCAUUGCAGUAUCUGGGAAUUGUUUUAAAAUACUACAGGAAUAUGGCAAAUGUGAAAAAUUAUUAUAUCUAGAUGAUCGGUAUAGUGAAAUUUGUUUUCUCUAC
Molecule: messenger RNA, 3260 nt
Organism: Balaenoptera ricei (Rice's whale)
Lineage: Eukaryota; Metazoa; Chordata; Mammalia; Artiodactyla; Balaenopteridae
Product: acyl-coenzyme A amino acid N-acyltransferase 2-like
Exons: 3
Coding region: 65-1324 (419 amino acids)
Biological process (GO): fatty acid metabolic process; acyl-CoA metabolic process
Cellular component (GO): peroxisome
Molecular function (GO): fatty acyl-CoA hydrolase activity
Source: RefSeq, a predicted model, not a curated record